Penicillium canariense is the source of this 1716-nucleotide messenger RNA. RefSeq names its product CoA-transferase family III. Bases 1 to 1716 code for a protein of 571 amino acids. Gene Ontology annotation, molecular function: catalytic activity. Lineage: Eukaryota; Fungi; Ascomycota; Eurotiomycetes; Eurotiales; Aspergillaceae. The transcript is spliced from 6 exons. The record is from RefSeq and is a predicted model, not a curated record.
AUGCAGCCGCCCGACUAUUCGGUGCCUCAGGCAGCACAGCGGCUGCUUGAAGAUGGGAUACUGGACAAUAACUUGAUGUCUCAUCUUCCUCCCGAGCUAAAGGCACUUGCGCGUAAUAUUCAGUUCACGGGUGCCUCGAAGCCAAGCAUUCCCAUAAAUUGGAGGCUUGCUGAGAGCAUCUCCGCCUUGAAGGCUUUGGAGGCGACAAUGCUCAAUUUGCUCUUGACGCGCAAAUAUGAAAUCGCACCCGUUAAAGCGACCAUAAACACGGAUCAUGCGAGCCUAUUUUUCAUGUCACCAGUGCUUACGAAGUUGAUCGGACCCGAUGGCAAGCCCGUGGCUUUUAGUCCGUUACAGGGAGGUGCGAUGGAACUUUUCCCUAACGAGGACAAGUAUGGCAGCCUCUCCAGCUUGCAUCGGGGGCUGGCGACUAAUAUCUACAAGACAAAGGAUGGCCGCUAUUAUCAUAUUCAUGGAGGCAUGAAUCCCGAUCCAACGUUGAUGGCUCUCGGUCUGUCUGCAGACGAUAGCCCUAAUGAUACGACCGAGUCUGUGAUUCGAAAAUUCGAACAUGCUGUCUAUAGGCAUGAAUCUGCCAAUAUAGAUGAACUACUUAACGAGAACUUCAAACAGGCUGGUUCAACUGCUUGGACCGCAGAAGAGUACUUUGCCAGCAAGCAUGGUCAGGCAAAUCAACAUAUUGGGUUAUACGAAAUCGAGAGAGAUCCAAAUUCAUCUCAACCUGCUACCUGGUGGCAAGACAAUCCCAGCCUUCCUUCAUCCCCCAAGCGCCCACUCGCUGGGUUGAAGGUUGUUGACCUUACCCGCGUCAUUGCAGCACCUUCCAUUACCCGCAGCUUGGCGGAGAUGGGUGCAAGUGUAAUGCGCAUUACCUCCCCUUAUAUCACAGAUAUUUCUAUUCUUCACCAAGAUUUGAACUGGGGCAAAUGGAAUGCCUCGCUGCAUCUGAAAGAUGAAGGAGACCGAGAGACGUUACGCCAGCUGAUCUUGGAGGCUGAUGUCGUGGUUGAUGGAUACCGCCCUGGUGUCAUGGACCGUCUAGGUUUCGGUCGCCAAGAUAUCUUUGAAUUGGUCAAAGGUCGUGGGUAUGGAAUCAUUCAUCUCCGCGAGAACUGCUACGGGUGGCAUGGGCCCUGGAGCCACCGGAGUGGUUGGCAGCAGAUUAGCGAUGCAAACUGCGGUGUCUCUUUAUCUUAUGGGCGGGCUAUGGGCCUUGAUGAAGCAGUGACUCCGAUUUUCCCCAACUCUGAUUAUUGUACUGGAGUCGUGGGAAGCACUGCGGUCCUGGAUGCCCUCAUACGAAGGGCGGGCAAAGGAGGAAACUAUGCUGUUGAUGUCGCCUUAAACUACUAUUCUCAAUGGUUAGUCCGGUCGUGCGGUACCUAUCCAGAUGAGAUCUGGAAAGAGCUCUGGGAACGCCACGGCUCCCCUAUUUUUCGCCACUACAGUCCGUUAGCACACCUGCUACCAUCGAUGCUGGAGCUUCUGUACCGAUACGAUGCAGCGACGCUUCUAAAGCCAGAGUUCUUCGAGCCUCGUAGGUCAGGCGCGGUCGGUGCAACGUUCAUUCAAGUUAAACCCAUCGCACAGUUUGAAGGCGGCGCGGUCGAGUUAAAAUACAAUGUAGGGAGCCGUGGCAAUGGCAUUGAUAAACCAGUUUGGCCAGACGAUCUGACCACAGAGAUUGUUCGGUAA